Molecule: messenger RNA, 1660 nt
Organism: Aspergillus uvarum CBS 121591
Lineage: Eukaryota; Fungi; Ascomycota; Eurotiomycetes; Eurotiales; Aspergillaceae
Product: sugar transporter
Exons: 5
Coding region: 1-1587 (528 amino acids)
Biological process (GO): transmembrane transport; carbohydrate transport
Cellular component (GO): membrane
Molecular function (GO): carbohydrate:proton symporter activity
Source: RefSeq, a predicted model, not a curated record
AUGUCGUCGGGCCUUUCUGAAACGCUCGAAGCGCACGUUAGGGCUGCGGCCGAUGUGGGCGAGAGCGUAUUCGCUGCACUUCCCAAGGACGGACGUCCCUGGUGGAAGAAACCACAUUUGCUCCGACUCAACUUCAUCCUGUUCAGUUGUAUUCUGUUUUCCUCUGCCAAUGGUUACGAUGGCACAAUGAUGAACGGUCUCCAAGCCCUACCCCAGUGGCAAAAGUUUAUGAAUCACCCCAAAGGCGCCUGGCUUGGAUUUAUCAAUUCUACUCAAUCUGUUGGUGCCAUGGUCGCUGUCUUUCCAUCCGCAUGGACGGUACAACAUUUUGGCCGCAAAACUGGUGUUUAUCUGGGAUACUUGUUCUUGGCCGUCGGGGUCGCCCUUCAGACGGCAGCGCCCAAUGAAGCUUGUUUCAUUGUGGCCAGGUUUUUCCUCGGCCUGGCCAGCCAGUUCUACGCCAACUCGGCUUCCAUUCUCAUUACUGAAACCGCUUAUCCCUCUCAUCGCGGCAUUUGCACUGCCCUGUACAACUGUGGGUGGUUUGUCGGAAGUAUCAUUGCAGCAUGGGCUACAUUCGGGACGCGCAAUUGUGUGACCAGUUGGAGUUGGCGAAUCCCUUCGCUCCUUCAAAUUGCGAUCCCAGUUAUCGCCCUCCCUGGCUUCUUGAUGUCGCCUGAAAGCCCCCGCUAUCUCGUUUUCAAAGGCCAAAUCGACGACGCCAAACAGGUCCUAAUUAAAUAUCACAAUGGAGGAGUCCGAAAUGCACUGGUGGACCUCGAGUUGGAAGAAAUGAUGGUCAUUUUGAGGGCGGAAAGAGAGGCCAAAGAGAACACCAGUUGGGCUGAUAUGUUCAGGAGCAAAGGCAAUCGCCAUCGGUCGCUCAUCAGCAUUACGCUAGGUGUUUUUUCUCAGUGGAACGGCGUGGGAGUUGUAUCUUACUACUUUGUUCUGGUGCUCGAAGCGGCUGGUAUCACUGACACAACUGACCAAACCCUCUUGAACGGCUGUAUACAGAUAUGGAAUCUUCUUCUUGCCACUGGCGCUGCCUUCUCGGUUGAUCGGCUGGGCCGGCGAAAGCUGUUUUUGGUCUCAGGGUUUGGCAUGUUGGUCAGCUACAUCUGUAUUACAGGCCUCUCAGGAUCCUUUGCAGAAACUGGCGCGAAAGAUGCUGGCAUCAGUGUCAUUCCCUUCCUCUUUCUGUUCUACGGAUUUUAUGACAUUGCAUUCACGCCGCUUUUCGUCUCCUACCCGGCCGAAAUCUGGCCCUACAGUCUACGAGCCCAAGGAAUUGCAUCCGCACAGCUUUCCGCCCAGGUUGCUAUAUUUUUUAAUAUCUUUGUCAACCCUAUCGCAUUAGAUGCCAUUGGCUGGAAAUACUAUAUCGUUUUUGUAAUCAUUCUUAUCAUACUGAUUCUCACGGUUUGGUUCUUCUACCCCGAAACGAAGGGUCACACUCUUGAGGAGAUGGCCACCAUUUUUGACGGGGCGGACGCUGCGACUCCGGCGCGGAGGGAGAUCUUGGACCACAUCGCCAGGAACAAGAGAACAGAUGUCGACAUGAUCCACAUCGAAGAAGCUGCAUGAGUUGUUUCCUUGGAUAAUUUAAUCCUCGAUUUACUUGGAGUUGGUUGAAAACUUGCAGGCGAGGAUGGUGGGG